Molecule: messenger RNA, 960 nt
Organism: Aureobasidium uvarum
Lineage: Eukaryota; Fungi; Ascomycota; Dothideomycetes; Dothideales; Saccotheciaceae
Source: the annotation of a GenBank genome assembly
AUGGAAGAGGAAGACGACGAUUUCUACACCCAAAACGGCGAUGCCCCCGUCAAGAACGAGCAGCCGACAAACCAAGACGACCCUAACGAGCAACCCGACCUCAACCUAGACGAUCAAGACGACGAUGACGACGACGAGGACGACGAUGAUGAUGACAGCGACAUUGAUAUCAUCACCGAGCACAAGGACGGCGCUGCUCCAGAACCUCCGGACGGCUCCAAAUACCCCGAAGUCCGCACCUCGUCGAUAGACGUCAAUGCCACUCCAUCCUGGGACCCUGCUGGCAAGCUCAUCACCGAAGUCGACAUUGACGCCGAUCUCGCCGAACACACAAAACCCUGGCGCCUGCCCGGCACUGACCAGACCGACUUCUUCAACUAUGGCUUUGACGAGUUUACCUGGACCCAGUACUGCUUGCGCCAGCAGAACAUGGCUUCCACAAUCAACAAUCAAAAGCAAGAGACCAAGCAAUUCGAGAUGAUGUUGACCGGAGGAGCUAUGCCUGGCCAAGCUGCCCCUGCCGGCCCUCAGGCUGCUCCACCGGGCGGACCUAUGGCUAUGGGCAUGCCUGGAAUGGGAAUGCCCGGCAUGCCCGACAUGAAUCCCGAAAACAUGGCUGCCUUUGCCAGCGUCUUGCAAAGUCAAGGCAUCGACCCCAGUCAGCUCGACUUCAACACCUUUAUGCAACACUACCAGCAAGCAUCCAUGGGCGGUGGACAAGGCGGAUAUGGCGGCCAAUCCAUGCAGCCUCAACAAUCGAAUCAAGGCUACGGCGGCCAACAGCAACAGCAAUCCUUCCAGCAACAAGGUCAACAACCCGGUCAGCAAGGCCAACAAUCUCAGGGCCAAGGCUUUGAUGGUUACAGUCAGCAACAGAUUGCCAUGAUGCAAGGUCAAGGAGGCAUCCCAUCAGGUCCUUCGGGUGGUCGCGGUCGCGGUAGAGGUCGGAGAUGGCAAUAG